CGAGCUAAUUUAAUAUCAGACAUUUUUAUUAUUACACAAUGUAUUUAAUAAAUCAUGCAGCGGCGUAUUAUUUUUAGUAAUGAGACAUCAUUCAAUUUUAAUGAAGAAAACUGUUACACAUAUUUCCCUUUCCAUGUUCCGUAUUCUUGAUUGUAUUUGUGGCUUGUGGCUUGUGGCUGUGCCUGUGUGUAGUUUACGAAAACACGUGUUCUGGUGACAUGUUUUAAACAGUAAAAAUACGGAAAUAUUAAUAUUUCUUAUAUAUUGAGAAAGAUAAUUUCGAAAUCCUGUAACUACAAUGACUGUAAUAAGCAGAGUCGUGAAACCUACUACCCAUAGGGGUAAACGUGCGAUAUUAAAAAAGGAAGCGAAAUUAAUCGAAGAGGCGAAACAAACUUUAUGUUUUAAAGGUAAAAACACAUCGCAGAUAGUAGUGGAUUUUAUGAAGAAUUUGUACCAUUUAAAAAAGCCGGAUGCACAGAUGAUGCAAAAGAAAAAUGAUAUAUUGCCAUUUGAGGAUGUAACGCCUAUCGAAAAGUUCGCUGUGAAAUAUAAUGCUCCGCUCUUCAUGAUGGCUCUGCACAAUAAAAAACGGCCACAUAAUCUAGUAAUGGGAAGAAUGUACGAACACACAUUACUAGACAUGGUAGAAUUCGGCAUAGAGAAUUAUAAAGAUCUACGGGAUUUUAAAGUUCCGAAAAUUUCAGAAGGGCUGAAACCAUUAUUAGUUUUCAAUGGAGAACUUUUUGAUAAUAAUCAUGAAUUCAGUAGAAUUAAAAAUUUGCUUGUGGACAUGUUCCAAAGGGAACCUGUCGAGAAGAUCAGACUCCAGGGUCUGGAACACGUUUUAAGUUUCACUGCUGUUGAAAAUAAGAUACUUCUACGUAGUUAUAAGAUACUAUUGAAGAAGUCUGACUCGAGGAUACCAAGAAUUGAAUUAGAGGAAAUAGGACCAAGGGCAGAUUUGAUUUGUAGGCGUACAAAACUUGCUUCUGAAGAUCUAUUUAAACAAGCUUGCAAGAAACCGAAAGAACUUAAAGUUAAGAAGAAGAAGAAUAUGUCUGUGGAUAAUCUUGGAAGCACCUUCGGUCGCAUACAUGUUGGAGCACAGAAGCUUAACAGAAUACAAACGAGGAAGAUGAAGGGAUUGAAAAAGACAAUGGCAGAGAAAAAAGCUGGAACAAAGAGGAAAAACGUUGACAGUAAUGACAGCAGUCCAAAAAAAGCAAGGACUACUACUGAUUCGGCUGAUUAAUUCAAAAACUUAUUUUUAUUAAAAAUCAUUUAUUUACAGUA
Molecule: messenger RNA, 1296 nt
Organism: Ceratina calcarata
Lineage: Eukaryota; Metazoa; Arthropoda; Insecta; Hymenoptera; Apidae
Gene: Non3
Product: Ribosome production factor 2-like protein Non3
Exons: 5
Coding region: 299-1255 (318 amino acids)
Biological process (GO): maturation of LSU-rRNA from tricistronic rRNA transcript (SSU-rRNA, 5.8S rRNA, LSU-rRNA); ribosomal large subunit assembly
Cellular component (GO): nucleolus
Molecular function (GO): rRNA binding
Source: RefSeq, a predicted model, not a curated record